AUCUCUAAUUCCUUUGAAUCCCGAACCAUUUCAACUUCUUCGUAAGACGAGAGAACCUUUUGAGUGUUACAUUAUCGAUGAUUUAAAAAUGAAUUGAUCGUGAGAAAGAAUAUUUGUAAGGAAACAUGAAGUGUAUUAUUAGGUGUUUACAAAUCGUGUUUUUUCUUUCAUUGAACAAAUUAAUCUUUGCUAUUGAGAAACAAUGGAUAGUGGAUUUCGAGUGGAACAACGAAAAAAAUUGGGAUCAUGUACCUGAAAUCGAUGGACACAUUAUUUUCCCACUCGAAACAAGACAUGCCGUUGGUUUAGCUAAGACCGUCAAUUUGAAAUUAUCUAAAAUCGACUUACCAAGAGAAGGUUCCUUAGUGUUAUUCAGAAAUGGUAAAUUAGAGUUUAGCGAAUCGAAAAAUUCAGAAACGAAAAUAUCGAGAUGGUUGAAGGAGGGUAAAUUUUUCUGGGCUGAUCCUGAUAAUUGGAACGGUGUUUCCGAUGCAGCACCACACAUGGAACGAAUACCUUGUAGUCAAGAUAACGUAGUUCUGCCAGGAACAGAUCAAACAUUUAAUAUACAUCUACCAGUUAAAGACAUUCAAGUAGAAUCCAUUAGAUUGUCGAAUCACAAAUAUCCUAGUACAUGGUGGGAUUGGGAGGAGAUGCAAAAGAAAAAAGAAUUUUUAGGUGGUUUUCUUAGCGUCAAAUAUAGUCAAUAUGACUGUCAGAAAUGUUUUUGUCAAGAUGGCUCACAAUACGAUUAUUUCAAAGAGAUAUGUGCUAUUCAAGGCCCUAAAUGUGGUUUUGCAGCUUGUGAAUAUCCAUUGAAGAUCGAAGGACAUUGUUGUCUUUACUGCGGUGGUCGAAUAAUUAUACCAAAAGGAGCUUCGUUAGCAAUGAUUCGAUCUUUAGCUGACGAAGUUCUAGAACAACGCGCAACAAAUCUUGCAUGGUAUGUUAGACGAACAUGGACUGAUAAUAUAGAAAUUCUUCUCAAAGAGAAGAGUGAAUAUACCGGUGUCGAUACUUUGAUAGCGCUAGAGGAUCUACAAACAAAACUUCAUAAUGAAAAUAUCGAAAUAUUGUAUACGGAAAAUCCAGGAGCGCCAUUAAAAGAUUCUCGAUUGGCCACGAUGCUCGGUCCAUUUUUCGGAGCACCCAUAAUCAUUCUUAUUCUUCUAAUCACAGGCUUUUGGUACUUCGAUUAUUCGAUUGGAUAUGUUCUGUCUGAAAUAUCGGGAGCAUGGUCAUCCGUUAAAGAAAAAUCAAAUAAGCCGUUUAGUUUCGCACGUUUUGAGAAUAUCCUUGAGGGUAAUGUGAGAAUCGAGGAUCCUCAAACAAGAAGAGACGAACAUGAGAUGAACGAGGAACUCAUUACGGAAGAGGAGGAGGUGCUGGAUGAAGAGGGUACUUCUGUCGGUGGAAACUUUGAGAAUCCUCUUUACAGAUCAAAAAGAGACAAGAAAUUUAAGAUAGAGGAACGAGAACUCAUCAACGUCGAUCUUCCAUUAAGUCUGACAAGUCUGAAAAACAGAGUGAAAGAUAAUACGGAGGAUGAUGAUGAUAUCGAGAUGGAUAUUGAACAAUAAACUUUUAUCGUUCUUAAUCCACGAACGAAUUCUGUUCUCUCUUUUAAUUCAAUUUAAAAUUAAUUAACUAUCAAAACAUACGAUUAAUCAGAUUCUAUAUGUUCCAAUUGUACAAUAUUUAAGUAAAUAUUCAUUUUUUCGUAUAAAAAUGAGAGAAAGAUAAUGAAGUGAUAUGAUAUUUACAAGAUAAACGUGAUGUAACUAAUAUCAACCUGAUUAUCUCGUUUUUAAUUAUAAAUAUACAAUUUAUAACGGAAAUAUAUUAAAUUCAAUUGAGAAAGAAAGUUAAAAAUAAUUUUAAACAUAUUUACAAAAGAUAUUAGUAAAAAUAUAUUACUGAGCAUAAUCUCUAUUAAAAAAAAAAAGUCAAGAAUAAUCAAACAAUCAAAUUACGAUAUAAUACAUAAUAAAGUUCGCAAAAGGUAUUAAAUGAUUAAGUUAUUACAACAUAAAAGUGUUUGAUUAAAUAUUACUGCAAUAAAAUUUAACUGCAAUAAACAAAUAUAUAUAUAAAGCAAUAAAUAUAGAAGAAAAUAUAGAAGUAAAUUCAACUCAUGUUGAAAUAUCGAAAGAAGGAUGUUCUAUAACGAAAGCGACAACUGCGUAAUUCGUAUUAUCGUGUAUCACACACUCAUUUAUUUCUUAUUGUCAAACAACAUCCAUUUGAAGUUGACGAGCACACGUGUUAACUCGGUCACGUGGCGAAAUAAUAUACCAUUAGGCGCGCAAGCUCUUACAUAUAAAUAUAUAUAUGUAUAUAUAUAUGUAUAUAAUAGGCUUAACGCAGACGAAUAAAACGUACACGUAUUGUACGUACGGAGUUUUCGAUAAAUAUACAUACACAUCGAGCACGCAGUACACAAGGGACUCACAUAAUUUAUUCUCUUAUCUUAUUUCUUUUGACGACAAUCGCACGCCAAUUUGAAAUAACGAUAAGUUAUAAUAUUGUAAAAUAGUAUUUGAAAAAUAAUGAUGAAUAACAGACAACAGUGCGAA
Vespa crabro (European hornet) is the source of this 2576-nucleotide messenger RNA. It is a transcript of the gene Amnionless, whose product is annotated as protein amnionless. The record is from RefSeq and is a predicted model, not a curated record. Gene Ontology annotation, cellular component: endocytic vesicle; apical plasma membrane. Bases 126 to 1580 code for a protein of 484 amino acids. Gene Ontology annotation, biological process: intracellular protein localization; receptor-mediated endocytosis. NCBI's taxonomy places the organism in Eukaryota, Metazoa, Arthropoda, Insecta, Hymenoptera, Vespidae. The transcript is spliced from 6 exons.